GGCAGAAAAUAUGAUAAUCUUGCAAAAAAUUAUGGAGACUAUCUAAAGAAAUUGCAAGCUGAAAAGAAUCUGAAUGAUUAUAUUAAGACAAUUGCAGUUAAGAUGUUUUCUAAUGAAGAGGCAUAUACUCUAAGGCUAGAAAAUUAUCGCAAAAGAUAUGCAGAUAAUGAUCU
Dentiscutata heterogama is the source of this 173-nucleotide messenger RNA. The record is from the annotation of a GenBank genome assembly. Lineage: Eukaryota; Fungi; Glomeromycota; Glomeromycetes; Diversisporales; Gigasporaceae.